Molecule: messenger RNA, 1845 nt
Organism: Caenorhabditis sp. 36 PRJEB53466
Lineage: Eukaryota; Metazoa; Nematoda; Chromadorea; Rhabditida; Rhabditidae
Source: the annotation of a GenBank genome assembly
AUGGUGCUCACGGUCAUUUGUCGAAUUCGCUGCUCGUUGCCACGUGCUCACACGCGAACCUUUUUUUGGUGGACCGGCAAUCAGCAGUUGGAGCCAGUAUCGGCGGCUCUUCGGAACGCCUACCAGCAACGACUCCUGCCGCUUGAAAAUUGUUACAACUUUCACGAGUUUCACAGCGCAGCACUCGGUAAAACCCAGAUAAACCCGGCCAUCCGCAUUGUGCAUAUCUUCAGAUGAAUCCGCGUUCGACGCGAAGCCGAUGGUCCUGCUGCUCGGACAGUAUUCGACCGGAAAAACCACGUUCAUCCGCCAUCUUCUCAACUCGGACUUCCCGGGAAUACGUAUUGGCCCGGAGCCCACGACAGAUCGAUUUAUUGCAAUUAUGCAUGAUAAUAAAGAGAAUGUCGUUCCUGGAAAUGCGCUCGUUUUCGACAAGAAGAUGCCGUUCCGUCCGCUUUCCAAAUUCGGAAACGCUUUCCUCAACCGCUUCCAACGCUCGACCCUCCCGAAUCAAGUUCUCGAGAGUCUGACGUUCAUUGACACGCCCGGAAUUCUUUCGGGAGAGAAACAGAGGUAAUUCAACUCCUAUUCUUCACGUUCACGAGCGUGUCUCAGAAUUGAUCGUGGAUACAAUUUUCCUGGAGUGCUGGAAUGGUUUGCCGAGCGGGUCGACCGUAUUAUUCUCCUUUUCGAUGCCAAUAAACUUGAUAUUUCGGACGAAUUCAAGAGAUGCAUCGAAGCUUUGGCCGGAAAUGAGGACAAGAUCCGGAUUGUGCUCAACAAGUCGGACAUGGUCGACCAUCAACAGCUGAUGCGCGUGUACGGAGCCCUCAUGUGGUCGCUGGGAAAAGUGUUCAAGACUCCGGAAGUGUCGCGUGUCUACCUCGGAUCCUUCUGGGAUCAUCCUCUUCACUACGACAUCAACCGCCGGCUCUUCCAAGAUGAGCAGCACGAUCUGUUCCAGGAUCUGCAGGCUCUGCCCCGAAAUGCGGCUCUCCGCAAGCUGAACGACCUGAUCAAGCGUGCUCGUCUCGCAAAGGUUCACGCUUACAUCAUUUCUGAGCUGCGACAGCAGAUGCCGUAUGUGUUCGGAAAAGAGGAAAAGAAGCGCAAACUGAUUGAAAAUCUUGACGUAAUUUUCGAACAACUUCAGCGGAGACACAAAAUCUCGCCUGGAGACUUUCCCGAUGUUAACAAAAUGCGCGAGAAGCUCUGGAAUCAGGACUUCAGCAGCUUCAACUCACUAAAACCGGGCCUGCUCGAAGAUGUAGAUAGAAUGUUGACUACAGAUAUUGCGCAAAUGAUGACUCGAAUUUCGACAGAUCAAACAUGUGCAAGCGCUGAAAGAGAAUCGACGAAUACCGAAGUGAAAGGAGGCGUCUUCAAGAAUGCCAGAGAAACGGAAACUCCAUUCGGAUACGGACGCGUGAGUGUGUUGUUACUCGAAAAUACGGUAUCCUUGAUUAUCACAGAGCGAAGGAUUUGACAAGGGUGCCGACGAGACCGAAUGGAUCGUGAACCGCGAGCGCACGUCCGCCGACUCGACCUUCGAGAGCCUGGGACCAGUCAACGGAUACUUGAGUGGACGGGCGGCCAAGGAGCACAUGGUGAAGAGCAAACUACCAAACUCGGUGCUCGGAAAGGUGUGGAAGUUGGCCGAUAUUGACAGGGACGGACAGCUCGAUGCCGACGAGUUUGCCCUCGCCAACUACCUGAUCAACUUGAAUCUGGAAGGUGGUGUCCAUUCAAUUAAGAGAAACAAAAUGUUUUUUUUCAGGCCACGAACUUCCGGAAACGCUGCCAGAGCACCUAAUUCCUCCUUCGAAACGUGUUACCGAUUUGUGA